AUGGAAGGUUUCAGUCAAGGUGAAGUAGACCGCCUAUUUAGCGCCUUAGUUUUACCGAAUUUCGCUGAUGGUCUGACUGUUUUUGGCGCUGUAGACUCAGAUCUCACGGUCAUACAAAACUUUCUGGAUACCGUGUAGCAUGAAAAUUUUGCGGGUUCUAAUUUUUGCGAAUUUUGCGGAUUGACCUCGAUCCGCAAAAAUUAGUUCCCGGAGAAAAAAAACCCCGCAAAAUAAAACGCCGCAAAAAUUAACUCCCUUCAGUCAAAUUAAAAACUCUGCUUUUAAUGGACUUGUUGUGUAUGGUAGGGAUAGGCUUUUGCAGGUUGUUUUGUUUUGCUGUUGUUCAGUCCCUUUGUGCAGUAAGAUAUUACAGUGAUGGCGUAUUAUUCUCCAUUAAAUAUGUAAGUAGAGUGAACUUUGACUCAACACACUGUAAAAUAAAAGUUGAAAAUACCAUAUUAAGGUUUCUUCCACUUAAAUAUUCUGCUACUUGAACAGAGAAUCGCAAAAAUUAGUUCCCACCAGAAAUUUCAUUCAUCUGGAACCGCAAAAAUUUGUUCCCGCAAGCCACAAAAAAUCGCCAAUCCGCAAAAUAAAACUCCCGCAAAAUUUUCAUGCUACACGGUAGAUGCCCCGGGGUAGAUUCUUUAAAAGGAAAUACAAAUGUAAGAGAAUGGACAUUCGAGAACUUUUAGAAAAGGCAGAUAAGAAGCUUUCCAAGGUGCGUUCAGUGGAUACCGGCUGAACGCUUAGUAACAUUAUUCCGAAGAAGAAAGAAACAAAGUAUCAUCAAAACUGCUCAUCGCCCGGAGAUCGAGACUGA
Messenger RNA from Porites lobata, 823 nucleotides. Lineage: Eukaryota; Metazoa; Cnidaria; Anthozoa; Scleractinia; Poritidae. The record is from the annotation of a GenBank genome assembly.